This is a messenger RNA of Alligator mississippiensis (American alligator), 1894 nucleotides long. RefSeq names its product glutamic--pyruvic transaminase (gene GPT). Gene Ontology annotation, molecular function: L-alanine:2-oxoglutarate transaminase activity; pyridoxal phosphate binding. The transcript has 11 exons. NCBI's taxonomy places the organism in Eukaryota, Metazoa, Chordata, Crocodylia, Alligatoridae. The record is from RefSeq and is a predicted model, not a curated record. The coding region runs from base 16 to 1617 and encodes 533 amino acids. Gene Ontology annotation, biological process: biosynthetic process.
CUCCCCGCGGGCGGGAUGCGGGCGGCGGGGCUGAGGCGGGCGCUGGCGCUGUCGCCCCGCAGGGUGCCGGCGAUGGAGCAGGACGGGCGGCGCGGGACGGCCACGGGGCCGGGGCCGGCCACCGCCACCGCCACCGCCACCGGGACAGGGGCCGGGGCCGGGGCCGGGGCCGGGCGCGGGCGGGUGCUGAGCUCCGCCACCAUGAACCCGCGGAUCCGGCGCGUGGAGUACGCGGUGCGCGGGGCCAUCGUCACCCGCGCCCUGGAGCUGGAAGCGGAGCUGCAGCAGGGGGUGAGGAAGCCCUUCACGGAGGUGAUUAAAGCCAACAUCGGGGAUGCCCACGCCAUGGGGCAGACGCCCAUCACCUUCCUGCGCCAGGUCACGACCCUGUGCCUCUACCCCGAGCUGCUCCACGACGCCGCCUUCCCCGAGGAUGCCAAGAAGCGGGCACAGCGGAUCCUGGACGCGUGCGCCGGGCACAGCGCCGGUGCCUACAGCGCCAGCCCGGGCAUCCCCGUCAUCCGGCAGGACGUGGCCCGCUACAUCGAGCGGCGGGACGGGGGCAUCCCCUCCAACCCCGACCACAUCUUCCUGUCCACGGGCGCCAGCGAUGCCAUCGUGACGGUGCUGAAGCUGCUGGUGUGGGGCGAGGGCCGGGAGCGCACGGGGGUGCUGAUCCCCAUCCCCCAGUACCCGCUGUACUCGGCCGCCCUCGCCGAGCUGGGCGCCGUGCAGGUCAACUACUACCUGGACGAGGAGCGGUGCUGGGCGCUGGACCUGAACGAGCUGCGGCGGGCGCUGCGCCAGGCGCGGGAGCACUGCACCCCCCGCGUGCUCUGCAUCAUCAACCCAGGCAACCCCACCGGCCAGGUGCAGAGCCGGCAGUGCAUCGAGGACACGAUCCGCUUCGCCUGGGACGAGCGGCUCUUCCUGAUGGCCGACGAGGUGUACCAGGACAACGUGUACGCGCCCGGGUCCCAGUUCCACUCGUUCAAGAAGGUGCUGACGGAGAUGGGCCCCCCCUUCGCCGAGGGCGUCGAGCUGGCCUCCUUCCACUCCAUCUCCAAGGGCUUCAUGGGCGAGUGCGGCUUCCGGGGCGGCUACAUGGAGGUGCUGAACAUGGACCCGGAGGUGCGGCAGCAGCUGUCCAAGCUGGUGUCGGUGCGGCUGUGCCCGCCCGUGCCCGGCCAGAUCCUGCUGGACGCCGUCAUGGACCCGCCGCAGCCCGGCGAGCCCUCGCACCCGCGCUUCGCCGCCGAGAAGCACGCCGUGCUGAGCGCCCUGGCCGACAAGGCCCAGCUGACCCAGGAGAUCCUCAACCGGGCGCCCGGCAUCCGCUGCAACCCCGUGCAGGGCGCCAUGUACGCCUUCCCCCGCAUCGACCUGCCCGCCCGCGCCGUCCGCCAGGCCCAGGACCAGGGCAUGGCCCCGGACAUGUUCUUCUGCCUCAAGCUGCUGGAGGAGACGGGCAUCUGCGUGGUGCCCGGCAGCGGGUUCGGGCAGCGGGAGGGCACCUACCACUUCAGGAUGACCAUCCUGCCGCCCACGGAGAAGCUGCAGACGCUGCUGGAGAAGCUGAGCUGGUUCCACUCCAAGUUCACCCAGGACUACUCCUAGUGGCCCCCGGCGCCGGGACCAGGACCGGCCCACCCCGCCUGCCCGACCCCCGGGGCUGUGCCCUACCCCGCGACACUCCAGCCCCCCCACCCCUGCCCCGGACCCCCACCCCGCUCAGUGCAGCCGAGAGUGCCUUAGACCCCCAGCCCGCGGGGAAGGAGGAGGCUGCGCCCACCCGGGCCCCACGGAGCUGCUGGGGCCCUGCCGGAGCCGUGCACACGGGGCCGGGGCCGGGGCAGGAUCCCCCCUAGAGACUCAAUAAACACCUUAGAGACCA